AAGUCUUCAUGGUUAAUCGAAAGGCCAAUUUAUCACUGAUUCUGGUGAUCACGAUGUUGAUGAUAACCACAGCUUUCUCCACACUGAAUGAGGAUGAGAUAGAAAGGUACUUGAAACAAAUCAACAAACCUGCUGUUAAAUCAAUCAAGAUUCCGGAUGGAGAUAUAAUAGAUUGUGUUGAUAUAUAUAAUCAACUCGCUUUUGAUAAUCCAUUACUAAAGAACCACACUAUUCAGAUGAAACCGAGUUCUUUCCCCAAAGAUCUCCCUUCAACCAGUUAUAAACAAUCAGAGGGCAUUGUAACUCAACUAUGGCACAAAUAUGGAGAAUGCCCAGAAAACACCGUUCCGGUAAGAAGAACAACAAGAGAAGAUAUCUUACGAUGGAGGGGUCCCCUCGAAACUUUCGGAAAAAAAACGGUUGGACUAAAGAGCUAGAUCGAACCAAUAAAAUCUACAUAAGAUGCUAGUAAAAACAAAUCAAAGUUGUUACAUUUUGUUCUUCUGAGCAAUGUGUGUAAUUUCCUAUGACCUUUUUCUUUGAAUAAAGGCAGUAAUGUCGUGCAAGUCUUA
Molecule: messenger RNA, 572 nt
Organism: Tarenaya hassleriana
Lineage: Eukaryota; Viridiplantae; Streptophyta; Magnoliopsida; Brassicales; Cleomaceae
Exons: 3
Coding region: 9-437 (142 amino acids)
Source: RefSeq, a predicted model, not a curated record